Dermacentor silvarum is the source of this 683-nucleotide messenger RNA. RefSeq lists its product as uncharacterized. Gene Ontology annotation, molecular function: amine binding. Gene Ontology annotation, biological process: symbiont-mediated perturbation of host defenses. The record is from RefSeq and is a predicted model, not a curated record. The coding region runs from base 16 to 573 and encodes 185 amino acids. The transcript has 5 exons. NCBI's taxonomy places the organism in Eukaryota, Metazoa, Arthropoda, Arachnida, Ixodida, Ixodidae.
GCCGUUUGAAGAACGAUGUAUGUCACAGUUACUCUAGUGGUGGUUGCCGUCGCAAGUUGUAGUGCAGCGGCAAGCUCGACCAGGCCCGACCUUAAUCCGGCUCUGGGCGCCUAUCAAGACGAACGUCAAUGUUUUCCAUUCAAAUCCACUCUGCACCAGAUCUACCGUAAUUUCGAAAGCGACCCUUACCUGGGAGAAGAAGCGAAAUGCGUCCGAACAGGUUCCACUGGACCUCUGGUCGACUCGUCACUGAAUACGACCUUUGAAUACGGCUCUGACGGCGUACUAGACGUAACCAUUACCGUAAUGUCAUCGCCGGGAUACACAGCCGCAAACGUGCUCAACCUUCAGCCAACAAAUAACGAUCUUCCUGCGUUUAACUUCACUGUAGCCUAUAGGGACUGCAAGAACUGCAAAGUGUUCCGGCACAGCUACAUUGACAAUGGAGCUGGCUGUAGCUACUGGGUGACCGACGAGGCCCUUGGCGAGAAGACGACGUGCUGCGAGUUCGUGUACGAGCUCCUCUGCGGCACGGACCAGAAGUACACAAUAUACGACGAGAGCUGCAAAUGAGGCUUCUACGUCGCGGGAGAUGAAAAUUGUUCGUUUCCUCCGCUGUAGAGGAACGCAAACGCUUUGGUGCUGUUUUCGUUGCAGCAGUCGAUAUUAAACGAGUAAACAAU